CCCAGGUCACCUCCUUACUUGCUAGUAUUCUCACUGCUCUCUCUUCAUCUGUUGCUAGCAUUGGGUAGCCAUGACUACCAUGAUGCACUGGCCAAGUCCAUUCUCUUCUUCGAAGGCCAGCGGUCUGGUCGCCUACCGCCGGACCAGCGGGCGAAAUGGCGUGGCGACUCUGCGGUGAGCGACGGCUCGGAUGUUGGUGUCGAUCUUGAGGGUGGAUACUAUGAUGCGGGUGACAAUGUCAAGUUUGGCUUUCCGAUGGCAUUCACCGCUACUAUGCUCUCUUGGAGCAUUAUCGAGUUUGGCGACUCAAUGCCGCCAGACGAGCUUCGGAAUGCCGCGGUGGCCGUUCGGUGGGCCACCGAUUACCUACUUAAGACCCUCGCACGUCCUGGUCGGCUCUUUGUUCAGGUAGGGGAUCCUAUAAGGGACCACAACUGCUGGGAGCGGCCGGAGGACAUGGACACGGCCAGGACGGUGUACACGGUCAGCACUGACAAGCCCGGGUCGGAGGUGGCUGGAGCCUACUCGGAUAAGCUCAUGGAGAAUGCAAUCAAGGCAUUUGAAUUUGCAGAUACUUAUAGAGGAGCCUAUAGUGAUGAUCCGGGGCUUAAAGCUGGGGUGUGCCCUUUUUACUGUGAUUUUGAUGGAUAUCAGGAUGAGUUACUUUGGGGAGCAGCAUGGUUGAGGAGGGCCUCAAGAAACGACACCUUCCUCAACUACAUACAGAACAAUGGGAAAACUCUAGGAGCUGAGGACAACAUCAACGAGUUUGGUUGGGACAACAAGCAUGCUGGCCUCAACGUCCUCGUAUCCAAGGAAUUUCUUGACGGGCAAAUAUUUUCUCUGCAAUCCUAUAAAGAAUCAGCAGAUAGCUUCAUGUGCACGUUGAUCCCUGAAUCAUCUUCAUCCCACAUCCAAUACACCCGUGGUGGCCUCAUUUACAAGCCCGGCGGGAGCAACAUGCAACAUGUCACUUCCAUUGCGUUUCUUCUCCUCACCUACGCCAAUUAUCUUUCCAAAACGUCACAGACUGUCAACUGUGGAAGUAUUUCCAUCGGCCCAGCUUCCCUCAGACUUCAAGCUAAAAGACAGGUUGAUUACAUCUUAGGUGACAACCCGAUGAAAAUGUCGUACAUGGUAGGAUACGGAGAGAAAUACCCACAACGGAUCCACCAUCGAGGUUCGUCGUUGCCAUCAAAAUCGGACCAUCCUCAAGUAAUUGGUUGCAAGGAUGGCACGGUUUACUUCAACUCCACAAAUCCGAAUCCAAAUCCGUUGGUAGGAGCAGUUGUGGGUGGACCGGGAGAGGAUGAUGUGUAUGAUGACGAUCGUGCUGAUUUUCGAAGAUCAGAGCCAACUACAUACAUUAAUGCUCCAUUAGUAGGAGCAUUGGCUUACUUUGUCGCUAGCCCUAGUCCUGGAGGGAUUAACCUUCACUAACAACAUAAGUGGUGUUCAUAUAUAUAUGCAUAGGAAAUAUAGUAGCAUGAUAUAUAAAUAAAUAUAUAUAUAUAUAGGCAGAGAGAAAGAGGUAUGUAUAGAGUAGAGGCUUGAGAGGCUUUUGUGUGGGAUUUGUUUCUUGGACGGACCAAGCGAGUGUGUGAGUGUGGUUGCUUAAUAGCAGGUUGAGGUGCCAAAAGUAAUUCCGACCAAUAUUUAUAGGGUGAGGAGUGAAAAAUUAAGAAGGUGAAGUUUUGGUUUGAUUUUCUUCAUUUGUAAUGAUGAGUGGUAUUGAAUAUUAUUUUCCACAUUCUCCUUUUUA
Messenger RNA from Asparagus officinalis (garden asparagus), 1762 nucleotides. RefSeq names its product endoglucanase 23-like. Gene Ontology annotation, molecular function: hydrolase activity, hydrolyzing O-glycosyl compounds. The record is from RefSeq and is a predicted model, not a curated record. Lineage: Eukaryota; Viridiplantae; Streptophyta; Magnoliopsida; Asparagales; Asparagaceae. Gene Ontology annotation, biological process: carbohydrate metabolic process.